This is a messenger RNA of Vanessa atalanta (red admiral), 1297 nucleotides long. RefSeq names its product phosphoglycerate mutase 1 (gene Pglym). The transcript is spliced from 5 exons. The coding region runs from base 100 to 867 and encodes 255 amino acids. NCBI's taxonomy places the organism in Eukaryota, Metazoa, Arthropoda, Insecta, Lepidoptera, Nymphalidae. The record is from RefSeq and is a predicted model, not a curated record. Gene Ontology annotation, molecular function: intramolecular phosphotransferase activity. Gene Ontology annotation, biological process: glycolytic process.
UUAGGUUACUAAUGUCAAAGUACAUUGUUGAAAAAAUCUUGUUCAACUGAGUUUCGCCGGCAAUUAAGUUAAAUAAUAAUCUGACAAAACAUUACCAGAAUGGCUGCAAAGUAUAAAAUUGUUAUGAUCCGCCAUGGCGAGAGCGAAUGGAAUCAGAAAAAUCUUUUUUGCGGGUGGUAUGAUGCUGACCUUAGUGACAAGGGUCGCGAAGAAGCAGUGUCUGCUGGCAAGGCUUUAAAAGCUGAAGGUUACAAAUUUGAUGUAGCCCAUACAUCAGUUCUUAAACGAGCUCAAAUUACUUUGAACAGUAUUCUGCAAGAGAUAGGUCAGACUGAUAUUCCAAUAAACAAAACAUGGCGUCUGAACGAGAGACACUAUGGUGGACUUACUGGUCUCAAUAAAGCUGAAACAGCUGCUAAAUAUGGUGAAGCUCAGGUACAAAUUUGGCGCCGAAGCUUUGACAUUCCUCCACCUGCAAUGGAAAAAGAUCAUCAAUACUAUGACACCAUUGUUAAUGACCCCCGUUAUGCUGGUGAUCCGAAACCUGAGGAGUUCCCCAUGUUUGAGAGCUUAAAGCUCACCAUUGAAAGGACUCUGCCUUAUUGGAAUAAUGUUAUUGUUCCUCAGAUUAAAGAGGGCAAGAAAAUCAUCAUUGCUGCUCAUGGCAACAGUCUUCGAGGCAUUGUCAAGCAUUUAGAUGAUCUGUCCGAUGCUGCCAUUAUGGAGUUAAAUCUUCCAACUGGCAUUCCAUUUGUGUAUGAAUUGGAUGAGAACAUGAAGCCUGUUGACUCUAUGGUGUUCCUCGGAGAUGAAGAGACAGUUAAGAAGGCUAUGGCAGCUGUAGCCGCUCAAGGAAAAGCCAAGUAAACAUUAAACUGAAUGUAAUUACAUAAUUGAUAAUAGUAAAUGUUUAUUGUACACAUGAUGAGAUUAAUGAAACCUACAAAUGUUGUAAUAAAAUUGAAUAGCUACAAAAUAAUGCUAUGUUAAAGUUCAUUAAAAUAUUUAGGUGUUAUCUCGUGUUUUGAUGACCGAGUAAAAAUUUUUUUUUUUGUUAUAAUUUAUUUACUAUUGAAUCUCUUGGCGAUGACUGUCAUUGAAUAUAAAAUUUAUUUCCUUGGUCAUAAAAUUGGUCAAAUUUGCUUUUUGUUUCUUAAUGUAAUAUUAUUAUAAUACAGAUUUGUGUGAAGAAUUUUAAUGGCUGGCCAUAUGCUAAGAUGUUUCGUUACCAAGUAAUUUAUUAAGAAGCUAUUUAUUGAUAGUGUGCUUAUUUUAUAAUAAAACUGUUAUGAAUAUA